GUGCUGCUGCGCUACAACAAUGGCCGACUUUGUAUUUUUAUUAUUAUUAAUUUCAAUAUUCCCUUUACAAGACGCUAAAGCGAUUGCAGAAAUAAGUGGCCGCCUAUUGGACGAAAACCAAGAAAAUUUGGAUUUGGAAAUGUCGUAUACCAAUGAGAAGGAGCAUUCAUCGGUCCCGCGGAAUUCCAUACAAUCACAUCCCAGGAGGCACACAAAAUCUAAACGUCGAAUGAAAAGAAGGUUCAAGUGCUACGCGUGCGAUGCGCCCUGCAAAAAUGCUACACAAAAUGCACAUACGUGUCAGAAUGCCAUUCAGUGUUGGAAAUCACGCACCCGUAGCGCCUAUGGUGAGGAGAAAGUAUCUCGAGGAUGCACCACAUCACCAGAUCAGCUGCCUUUAAUAUGUAAUCAAAAUACGUUAGGACCUCGCAAACGUGCUGUAAUGCAUGUCAACAUAGUUUGUUGUUCUGGAGACUAUUGUAAUGACGGAGAUUUCCCGGAGCUACCCCCGAUUGUAAACGAUGAAGUUACACGAUUAAGUGCCGAUUUAAGUAAUACCUUUAAAAUGACUCUAGCGAUAUUGGGACCUGUCUUUGUAAUAGGUUUAAUAGCUACAUUGAUUUAUUACUUCAUGAUACGUCAUCAUCGUAAAAGCCUAAUGGCUUCACGCAUAAAAAAUGAUCCUGAUGUGUAUUUAGUGAACGAUGAACUACUGAGAGCAACAAGCGCUGGUGAUAGUACAUUACGAGAAUAUCUCCAACAUCCAAUGACUUCAGGUUCUGGGAGUGGUUUACCCUUAUUAGUUCAACGUACUCUCGCCAAACAAGUUACUUUAGUAGAGUGCAUUGGACGUGGAAAGUAUGGUGAAGUUUGGCGAGGACAGUGGCAUGGUGAAAACAUUGCUGUAAAAAUUUUUCUAACACGUGAUGAAAAGUCUUGGAAGCGAGAAACAGAAAUAUACAGCACAAUUCUGCUCCGUCAUGAAAAUAUUUUGGGAUAUAUUGGUUCCGAUAUGACAUCCCGUAACUUCUGCACUCAAUUGUGGUUACUCACCCAUUAUUAUCCGAAUGGUUCUCUUUUUGAUCACUUGAACAGGAACGCCCUAAGCCACAACGAUAUGAUAUUAAUCUGUUUAUCUGUUGCUAAUGGGCUCGUACAUUUGCAUACAGAAAUUUUAGGCACAGAGGGUAAGCCUGCGAUGGCACAUCGUGAUUUAAAGUCGAAAAACAUACUUGUGAAAUCGGACGGUACAUGCGUAAUAGCAGACUUUGGCUUGGCUGUAACACACUCUCAUGUCACUGGUAAAUUGGAUCUGGGAAAUAACCCUAAAGUCGGCACCAAGCGUUAUAUGUCACCUGAAGUUUUAGACGAAAGUAUUAAUAUGCAAUGCUUCGAGGCGUUGCGCCGUACUGAUAUCUAUGCACUCGGUCUAGUACUUUGGGAGGUAUGUCGUCGUACUAUUUCAGGAGGCAUUGCAGAGGAGUACAAAGUGCCUUUUUACGAUGUUGUGCCAUCGGACCCAAGUUUCGAAGAUAUGCGCAAAGUUGUAUGUGUGGACAAUUAUCGACCUGCAUUUCCCAAUCGCUGGGCUUCUGAUCCGUUACUCGCUGGUAUGUCUAAGUUAAUGAAGGAAUGCUGGCAUCAAAAUCCAAACGUGCGAUUACCUGCUUUGAGAAUAAGGAAAACUAUACAAAAACUAGCGUCUGCAGAUGAAAAAAUACGUCUUAAUUAUGAUGAAGUGUGUGUUUAGUUUCUAAACAAACAUGCAUAUUAAGUAAUUCUAUAAGUUAGAGUAGUAGAUUUUAGUGUUAAGUCCAAAAAUUUGAGGGUAAAACGGUAGUUAGUACUAAGAAGUGUAAUUUAAGAUUUGAAACUUAUUUAAGUAUUACUACUAGGCUUAAAUAUGAUACAAAUAUUUAAAUAUGUUAUGUAGCAUGAAAGAAUGUGAAGGUGUGCUUGUUACGCGUGAAACGGUGAAUGGUGAGGUAUAUUUUUUGCGAUAGAUAAAUUAGUAAUUAGUUAUUAACUAGUAAUUUAGUUACCGAACCCAUACUGUAUUGAUAAUAUAACCAACCAAUAAAAUUAACCUAAGCAUCUUUGUUUUAUGAUGCGUGGAAUGUAUACAAUUGCAUGCAACAAAGUAUACCAAUUGAAUGAAAGACACGCUUAAGACUAAUUAAAUUUACGUAUAUUUUGUUUUUAAUCUUUGUGUGCCUUGAACCGUAUUGAAGAUGCCUUGUUUGCAAACAAAAACAGAAAAUGCCUUAAGCUUUAAAACCUAUUUAUUUAGAUUCUAUAGUAUCUCUUAUUAUUUAUUCGCUUCCCUCUGGUGCCAUCUUACGUAUUACUCGCAAAAUUAUGCCACAGUAUUCAAAUUUAAUUUGGAGUCCGCAAAGCAUUGGAAAAAUAUAAAGAGGUGUGAUGAAUGAAUUAAGUUUAUAAAUGUAGCGAAGAAGCAUGUCGUGGCUGUAGGUAAACAUAAAUAUUGUUACUAAAUUGUAUUUCGAAUGCUGGCUACUGGAACCACAGAGUCAAAAACAACAAAUUUAUAACUUUUCACGAACCUAUUGAUUAGAAUUGUACACUGUUUAUUGGUGCAUUUCAGUAAUGAGGUACAUACUUUUGCAUGUCAAGAAAGUUAGGCUACAUACAUACAUAUAUAGAUCAACUACUCUGAAAAUUGCUUAUUUGGGAAAAAUACAUUAUUUCUCGUUAUAAGACGUAUAAACGUAAAACGUCUUCGCCACAUUUUGUUAACCGUGAAUAGGUAGUGUAGUAUCGCCUUUAAAUAAAAUUUAAUGAAUGAGUGACCUUUGUUUCCAAGGCUAUGUUGCAUACACAUCUAAAAACUAUACAUUUCUGAAUUAUUGACUUGGAAGUUUUUGCUUUCAAUAGACAUAAGUAUGUAUAUAGUCUUAAGCUAAAUUUAUUGUACAAAAUAGAGUUCAUGGCCUACAAUAAGAAUAAAAAUAAAUAUUUUAAUUGGAAGUCUCGACAUAAA
Molecule: messenger RNA, 3001 nt
Organism: Anastrepha obliqua
Lineage: Eukaryota; Metazoa; Arthropoda; Insecta; Diptera; Tephritidae
Gene: sax
Product: activin receptor type-1
Exons: 11
Coding region: 20-1750 (576 amino acids)
Biological process (GO): protein phosphorylation; cellular response to growth factor stimulus; BMP signaling pathway
Cellular component (GO): plasma membrane; BMP receptor complex
Molecular function (GO): ATP binding; transforming growth factor beta receptor activity, type I; SMAD binding
Source: RefSeq, a predicted model, not a curated record